AUGGGGAGCACGAAUCGCACGCCGUCACCCAGCGCGACGCGGCGGGCUCGCGCAGACUUUGCGUUGAACGCGGCCGCCGGCGGCCGAAGCGGGAAUGGGGAUGAUUGCGUCGGCGCUUAUGGCGCUUAUGGCACCGCAACGAAUGUCGGCAUGAGCUCCAGCCCCGCGGCCACCCUCGACUUCCCCGCCUCCCCUUCCGCCUCCCCUUCCGCCUUCCCUUCCGCCUUCCCGUCCGCUUUCCCUUCCGCCUCCGCGUGGCCGCACGCGUUCCAGAUUCCCCCCGUUGACGCGAUUCUGUGGCCGUCCGAUGCCGCGCGAUUCGACAAGAACGGCGGAGAAUCGUUUUCCGCGUUUCACUGCGGAUUUUCCGCGGAGGGAGGAGCUGCUGACGUGUCGCUUGGGGAUUGGUUGAAAAAGGCAGCGGCAUCAGCGACGGUUGAAACGGCUCCAAUGGUGGUGGGGCGGAAGCAGCGACAGUCGCUGCUGAAGCAAUGGUUCCAUGAUGCUCCUGAUGGGAUGCUUCCUCCCGCCUUCCCUGGAUUCAACCAAACCAGCGGAGUCAACCAAGUCAACGCCGAAUUCAACGCAGUCCAUGCUGUCAACACGACCAACAUGGGCAACACACAACAUGCAGUCAACACAGUCAACGCAGCCAGUGUGACAACUCGCAGUGACUGCUCUGAAUCCGAACCUGCUGGCUCCAGCCUCAGACUCCGAGCCUCAGAGUCAGCUCGGAAAUUGGAAUUUGAGCCUGCAGCCUCGGUAGAGCCUCCGAAAGCAAACGCCAACGCACACACAAUCCCAGCACGAGAUGAGAGGGAGGUGCAAAUGGGGAAGGUGCAAGUGGGGGAGGUGUUGGGGCGGCCAGUGGAGGACAUUCGGCGGAGGUGGCUUCUGCUGAAGAAGGAGAUAGGCAGGGGGCAGUACGGAGUGAUUCGGCGAUGCGUGCACCGCAGCACGGGGGAGCACGCUGCCUGCAAGAGCAUCCGGAAAUCCGCGUUCCAGAGCACUGCUGACGUGGAGGCAGCAGUCACUGUGCCAGUUGUAGGGAUGAAGUGA
Molecule: messenger RNA, 1059 nt
Organism: Closterium sp. Naga37s-1
Lineage: Eukaryota; Viridiplantae; Streptophyta; Zygnematophyceae; Desmidiales; Closteriaceae
Source: the annotation of a GenBank genome assembly